Aureobasidium subglaciale EXF-2481 is the source of this 1360-nucleotide messenger RNA. RefSeq lists its product as uncharacterized. Lineage: Eukaryota; Fungi; Ascomycota; Dothideomycetes; Dothideales; Saccotheciaceae. The record is from RefSeq and is a predicted model, not a curated record. The coding region runs from base 177 to 1085 and encodes 302 amino acids. The transcript has a single exon.
GCGACAUAUAACUUCCAUGGCCGUAGCAUGCUCAUUGAGAGGAAUUGAUUGCAGUGAAUCAUACUACGAGCAUCGACACACGGUACUCCCAAACAUCAUCAUCAAUAGCGACGACACUCCACAUCGACAUCGACGACAUACAGAUAAGCGUCAAGGUCUGACCUACCAACGCCACAAUGCCACCAUACCACUCUUCCCCAACCAGCAAAGCAAGCAAAAACAGCUCCAACACACCACCCACCGUCCGACGAACCCCGACAACCUCGACAACCACAACCGCCUACGACGAAACAACCUGCCUCCUCCCCCACGAACAGCCUCCACCACCCUCCACAACAUCCACAGCAUCCACCUCUCUACAUCAAAUCCUCGCCCUUCAUCCCCACCGCAUCGCCAUCCUCGAACAAGCCCGUCUCGACUCUGAAGCCUUGACCCCAACCUCCAACAUCCCAGAGCAAGAUCUAGAAGCCCAUGUCUUGAGCAGAAUAGAUUGUAUAGAAAUUGAUCUCUGGCAUGAGAGAAUCAGGGACUAUGAAGCUGCGGAAUUGGGACAAAUUGCUGCUGCUGAGUUGGGGUUGGUUGGGGAUGGGGAAGGAGAAGAGGCAGAGGGGAUUGUGCAAGUUGUGGAUGCAGGAGGUGAGCAAAGGGAGAGGUUGAGUAGGGUACUCACUUAUGUCAAUGAUUGCGGGGAUGAAGAAGCUGGUGCUGGAGAUGCAGGAAAGAGGAGGAAGAUGAGUAGUAUUGGGACGAGAUUUGGCUCUGUGUCUCUGAGCUUGAAUCAUUUUCAUCCAUAUUUCUGGGUGGACGUUUUUGGGAUUUGUUUUCUUGCAUUUUUGGUCAUUGGACUUUUGGUUUGCAUUGGGUUACAGUUGAAGUUUGGGAGAAGAGAAAUUUGUGAGGAGGGAGGAGGAUAUAAGGCGGCGUUUUGGGUGGAGGUGCAGAUGAUUGUGGGAUUGGUUAUGGGGUUGAUGUUGCAGGUGCCGUUGCACAGGGCGAUUGUGCCUUUCGUGUUGCCUUUGUGGGUGAUGGGAACUUUCGGGAUCAUGGCUGGGUUCAAGUGGAUGGCUGGGUGCUUGGAGCGGUGAGAUUUUGGGAUGAUAAGCAUGGGUAGAGGAAAUGUAGGAGCUUGUGUUUAGACAGGCACGGGUGCAGGACAUGUUGUCAGGGUAUGACAGCCUCUUGGUGACACAGCAUACACAUGGCAUAGCAUCAACAAAGGCUGACGACGUUCAAAGUGAGAAUAUUGCUGGACAAUCUUGAAGGCGCAUAGUGGAUAGGCAUAGUCUAGCAACCGAUCGUCUCGAUCAUCCAAAGACCUACCAAGACAAUACUGUUGAGAAUGGUGAUCGAAAAUCAGGAC